AUGGCCCCCGUAAUGGAUUUAAGACAGGAAGAAAAGGAAUUGCGAGCAGGUCUUCGGCGGAGGUACUUGCGGCAGCGACUUGCGCGGAUCGAUACGUCUCAGAGAGAUCCCCGACGUGACCUCUCCGUGGUUACCGAUGGAGGCAAUGUUCGCAGGCAAGGAGAUGGUGAAGAGGAUGGGGACGACAGCGACGAGGAGGAGGCAGGGAAAGCUCGCCAGGGCACCAAGAACAAGCAGGGCAAGGGCGGUGAUGACAGCGAUGAUGACCACGACGAGGAUCAUGAACACAAGCAGCCUGUGGCGACACUCGCUCUCCCUGCUCCGGCACCGACCGUACCGUCGUUUCCACCCCUGCAGCUGGUCCCCCCACCUACAUCGACCUCGAUAGCUCUACCGAGCCCUACAUCGCCUGCGAGUCCACCGACCCCGACCUUCCCAGUCUUCUCAUCGCCACCUCCGGCCGUUAUUACUAUGCCGCCGACCACUGUUGUGAAAACGUCCACAGUUCUGGCCACACCAAAACCAUCCGCUAAUGCGCCCGUCGUCAACAACCCGCAACUCGGCCCUCCGCCACCUUCGACAACAACCUCCUCCAUCUCACUGAUGACUACUCAAUCCCUUCCGCUCGUAUCGUCCAUCACGGUCAGCUCUCAGCCCCGGAAAGGAGUCGGAAAUCCAGAGACAUCCUCUUCGUCAUCUUCCUCGCCGACUUACUCCGAGUCUUACACUCAGACCACGCCUUUCGCUUUUGAGAAGAGCAGCCCUACGCCAACCGUCUCCCUCGAGGAUGUGAAGUACGGCAACGACGGCGGCCGAGACCAGGAUAGAGGGCCGCCUCCAGGGGCUUUGAGUCCCGCCGCUGAACACGCACUCAUCUCAGCUGGAUCAAUUGGUGGAUUCAUUAUCGUCUGUUUCAUUUGCUGGAUGGCAUGGCGCAUGGUCAAGAAGUCCAAGGCAAAGGAGAAUGGCUCUUACGGCAACCAACCACCACCAUCGAACCAGCUUCUCGCCAAGAUUCCAUACUUUGGUCGUGGCCAGCGUGGCUGGCAAGAAAUGGAUGAUGGGCCAAAUGAUUUCCGCAAUGCACCACCACAAUAUGAGAAGACUAACUCAAUGGGCCAAAUUUCGGAGAUUUACUCGAUGUACGACCCAAGAUCGCAAGCGCAGUCGAUGGCAAAGCAAGGGCCAAUGGUGCUGCCUCAGUUGCAAACCAACUUCUCCCCAUCAGGCACAUUCAACCCAUACUCCGCGACAUCUGGUUCCUUCCAGAACCCCCAAAGUGCCUCAAGCCCACUGCGCGCGCAGACAGUCUCGCCUCAGUCCCAAAUGAGCCAGCAGCAACUCGCAAACUUCCCCCCGCAACUUCGACCUGGCUUCUCUCCGGCCAGCAACUUUAACCCUUUCAUUUCAAACUCAUCUACAGACGCAUCCAAUUCGAUGAGUCCGAAUAGCACGCUCCAAUAUGGAGCCUUGCAGACGACUGGAACCAUGCAGAGCGUUGGAUCGACUCAAGCGACUGGUACAAUGCAGACCGUGGCAACGACCACUACAGAUCGGUCACGUAUGCAAGAUCCGUUCUUCAACCAGUCGGAGCUCGCUCGACAGCCUUCCGACGCCUACGACCCGAAUAGGCGACAGGUCUACCGCGCGUCCGAGCUGUCGUCCUUGUCCUCGGGCUUUGGUGACGAAGACAUCAUUAUUCCUCCUCCCGCCGCCGCGGGGCAGUCCAAUGCCCCAGGUAUGCCCCGUCUCAGCUACCAGCAGACGCCUAUUGCGAGCCGGAAGAACAGUGUCGCCAACGCUAGCGAGGCUGGUAUCAGCAAUCGCGACACAGUCUACACUACUACCAGCGAGGAUAUGCCGCCAAGAUUCAGGACCGUAAAUAGCUGGGUGAACCAGCAGACCGGGCGGAUUCGAAGGGCCGAGCAGAGAGCCAACGAAGACAUCCCGCCCGUGCCUUCGAUGCCCGCUGAGGAGAGAUACACAAUGAUGAUGGACGAUGAGGAGCCCAGGCGUCCAGAUGUGGCCCAGGUCCCGGUACCAGACCUGCCUGCGGCCGUCAAAGACACGAAGCCAUGA
Molecule: messenger RNA, 2079 nt
Organism: Diaporthe amygdali
Lineage: Eukaryota; Fungi; Ascomycota; Sordariomycetes; Diaporthales; Diaporthaceae
Exons: 2
Coding region: 1-2079 (692 amino acids)
Source: RefSeq, a predicted model, not a curated record